UGGCACAAAUGUCCAUGGCUCUUAUUCGCAUGGAAGUUGUUUGCAAUGCUGUAUUGGGUCGCGAUGUGGGUGGCCACCUUGGUCGGGGCGGCUAACAUAACGUACUGGGUUUACCUCACCAAUUGGGACGUGUUGGUUAUUCUUAUGUACCUCGUUGGUAGCUUUACUGUCACAGUGUAUGGCAUUGUGACAAAAGAACAAUGGAUCCAACCGACCGACACUGGUGUAAGGACAGUUUCAGGCGUUGUUGAUCCGCGAGAGGACAAAACGAUUACAACACCAGUGUUGCCUCUUCGUUGGUUCCAUAUGUUGAUAUGGCAGCUACAACUCGUAGCAAUGGGUUUAUCGUUUAUAGUCACAGUCCUGUACUGGACUCUAUUCAAUCCUAAAUUCAGCGUAUAUGAUUACAACAGUCAUGCCAUUAAUUUCGUCAUAAUGAUGCUUGACUUCAUCAUAAUAGCGAUUCCUACACGGCUGUUACACUUUGUGUACAUGGCGUUACUUUCUGCUAUUUAUUGUAUCUUUACGGCGAUUUUGCACGGCGCUGGCUACACAUCUCAUGUAUAUUCGUUCCUUAACUGGGCAACGAAUCCUGGGUUAUCCGCUGGUAUCUGCAUUGGAAUAACAUUCGUUGCUACUCCCCUUGUUCAGACAUUGUUUUGGUGUGUCUACCUGUUAAGAAACUACCUCGGUGAUAAAGUAAACCCAACUACGUCAAAUAUGACGUCACAACAUGUUAUUAUGACGCCACAAUACAGAUCUGUUGAAGCUGGAAAAGUCAAUCCAUCAUUUCAAUAACUUUAUUUACUUUUUUUUUAUCUCAAUGAACAAUACUUGUAUAUACUUAACUUAACAAUAAGUUCCAGAACCUUACCGUUAUUACCUCUUUAUUACGUCCUAAUCAAAUAUUCGAAUAUUUUACUGUAAAUAAACAAUGGAAUCUUGAACGUGAGAAAAAGGCAAUUCUC
Ciona intestinalis (vase tunicate) is the source of this 968-nucleotide messenger RNA. Lineage: Eukaryota; Metazoa; Chordata; Ascidiacea; Phlebobranchia; Cionidae. The record is from RefSeq and is a predicted model, not a curated record.